GGUGCAUGUCUAUAUCAUCUUUACGUACGGAUCGUAGAAUUCCGUUUUCAUAAUACCCAACACGAGCCAAAUCUCAGGGCUUCCUAACCGCUAAUUCGACUCACAUUCUUAUUCACAGUGGGAAAUGGGGUUGCUGCCAGCAACCCCUGCUCCCUCCCGGUUCUUAAUGUCAAAGAAGCCGAGUACACAGAAUGCCCAAAGUCAAACCCCCAAUGCGCAAUAUGUACGGGUUCCAAGCCAGUUUAAUGCAACGCCUCGGUUCACUGCAACGACGAGGCCAUCCUCCACCCAGCCGGGGCGCGCCUUCACAACACCAGCGCUGGCCAUCAAGCCCAGAGUGCUUAAAAAUCGCUCGACUCAGGAUAUCAUCAACGACAGUUCCCCUGUUUCACCUGAGGAAGGCUCACCGCCUGCAUCGCCCACUACUCGAGAUGCACUCCCCGAGCCCAUUGAGUUUGACUCUUCUCUCGUCCCGCAGUCGCCCUCCCCUUCCGCGCUCAAAGAGGGACGCUCUCCCAAACGCAGGCGAAUAUCCAUCGCCUCAUCCGAGCCUGAGACAAAUCUGAUAGAGCCCUCGCAACAAUUGCAAGAAACCGACCUCGAUUCUCUACCAGACGCCCCAGACCACGGCAUUGCCGCCUAUCACUCGGAUGUGGAUGUCUCGGGCAAUGAUGUAGACGAUGACGACGACGACGACGGUGACGCCAACAACUCGUCUACCCACAAUCUCAACCACAGCAGCAAACUCCGCUUUUCCCACCAGAUCCCGCGCUUCAAACCCACUGAACCCCCAGACAGACGCCCCAACUACCCGGACGCCACGAACGCCUACCUGACAGCAGACAUCUUCUCCCCCCAACGGCGCGGCAACAAAUACCUCCCCGGCGGGCUAGCCGCCGAGCUGCGCGACUGGCUGGUGGAUGUCAAGGGCGGUGUGGACGGGGGAGGCAAGAUGGCGACUACGUGUUCGGCGCUCAGGUUUGCGUCUUCUUCUUCCUCUUCUGCCGGUAAUGUUGCGGCCGCGGCGCGGAUUGCCGUGGAGGAGUUGUCGCGUGGUGGGGCCGGCAUGACGUUGGUUGCUGGACGACAGGUGCCAAUGGGAAAAGAACAAGGGGCUGGACUGGAAGGGAGGCUCGCUUGGUUCUUGCGAAGCGGCGCAAGACAAGCACGAUGGCGGUUCUCGUAUGGCACCAGCACCGCUUCCAAGAAGUCGGACCCUCUGAGAAUUCUCUUCUGCGGCUCAGAUGACUUCAGCUGCCACUCCCUCGGGGCUCUACACGACGAGCAGAAACGCAAUGCCAACCUCAUCCGGUCAAUCGAUGUGGUCGUGAGACCAAGCAAGCCAACCGGACGAGGGCACAAGGUCAUAAGAGAAGUACCCGCCCGGAAGCUAGCGGAGGAGCUGAAGCUGCCUAUCCAUGUGAGAGACACAUUCACAGGCUGGGAUUUACCCAAACCCGACGACGACCCCAUCAAUCUCAUCGUCGCCGUCUCCUUCGGCCUCUUCGUCCCACCCCGCCUUAUCAACGCCACCAAAUACGGCGGCCUCAACGUCCACCCCUCUCUCCUCCCCGAAUUCCGCGGCCCAGCCCCCCUCCACCACGCCCUCCUCGCAAACCGCAGCCACACAGGCAUAACCAUCCAGACCCUCUCCCCACACGCUUUCGACGAGGGCAUCCCCCUGCUACAGACCCCAUUACCAGGAAUCCCCAUCCCGCCCAACUGCACCCUGCCACAACUCCACGCCAUCCUGGCCCCUCGCGGCGCAGAUAUGCUGCUCCAGACGCUACGCAGGGGCCUGCACGUCCCGCCGCACAAGCCCUUCCCUGGGUGCACGCAGUACCCCUAUCCACCGCGCUCCAGCAAUGCAGUACCGGAUGCCCCCAAGAUCACGGCGGCGGAUCGGGAGGUCCGGUGGGAUGAUGUCGCGGGCGCGGGGGAGGUGGUGAGGCGGGCGCGGGUGUUGGGCUCGUUGUGGACAUACAUCCGCGCCAGCGCGCCAGGCGCGCUCAAGAAGCGCGCCAUUCUUGACGAGCUGUCGGAGGUGAGCGCCGAGGAGAUUGGGGGGGAGCCCACCAUUCGGCCGGGAGAAACUCCCGACGUCGGGGGGGUACAAUAUGUGAUGCAUGGCGAGGUUGGUGAGAUAGCGGGUAGGUUAUGGUGGCACUGGGCGGGUGCGGAAGGGGGCAAGGUGCUGGUGCGUAUGCGGGAUGGGACGUGGUUGAGCAUUGGGAAGAUCAAGCUCGAGGGCUCGGUGUUCAAGCCAGCUUGGAGCGUUCUGAGUCAUGAUAUUGUCAUAGCGGCGGCUGCAAAUAGGAAGCAUGGUCAGUGA
Molecule: messenger RNA, 2332 nt
Organism: Parathielavia appendiculata
Lineage: Eukaryota; Fungi; Ascomycota; Sordariomycetes; Sordariales; Chaetomiaceae
Exons: 7
Coding region: 125-2332 (735 amino acids)
Biological process (GO): conversion of methionyl-tRNA to N-formyl-methionyl-tRNA; biosynthetic process
Cellular component (GO): mitochondrion
Molecular function (GO): methionyl-tRNA formyltransferase activity
Source: RefSeq, a predicted model, not a curated record